Oryza sativa Japonica Group (Japanese rice) is the source of this 1980-nucleotide messenger RNA. Its product is annotated as carboxyl-terminal-processing peptidase 3, chloroplastic. The record is from RefSeq and is a predicted model, not a curated record. Gene Ontology annotation, molecular function: endopeptidase activity; protein binding; serine-type peptidase activity. Gene Ontology annotation, cellular component: outer membrane-bounded periplasmic space. Gene Ontology annotation, biological process: proteolysis; signal transduction. Lineage: Eukaryota; Viridiplantae; Streptophyta; Magnoliopsida; Poales; Poaceae.
CUCGACUCGAUUCCGCCCACUUGUAUAUCUCCCGCGCGCCACCACCACCAUCGCGCCAUCGCGUCCAUGGAGAUGGUGGAGUGCUCGCUGCCCGCCGCCCGGGCCCCGCGCCCACUGCCCCGCCGCCUCCCGCCGCUCCCCGGCGGCAGGCCGGCUCUUGGCGCCGCCGGGAGGAGCGGCAGCCGGCUCCGGGUGCGGUCGGAGCGGACGAGGAGGAGGGACAGCCCGACGAUGCCGACGGCUGCGUCGGAGCGCGACGGCGGCGGCCGUGCCGCGCUGGGCAAGGCGGCAGCGGGGCUCGCCGCGGCGGCCGUGGUGUCGCUGACCGGGCUCGCCGCGGAGCCCCUCUCGCCGCCGCCGCCGGCGCGGGCCGAGUCGCUCACCGUCGCGUUCCCUGUCUCCAAGGCCCGCGAGGUGAACCGGGUGCAGAGGACGCUGGUGGAGGCGUGGGGGCUGAUCCGUGAGACCUUCGUGGAUCCCACCUUCAAUCACCAAGAUUGGGACAUGAGACUGCAGCAGACCAUGGUGGAGAUGUUCCCGCUGAAAUCGGAGGAUGCCGCCUAUGGUAAGAUCAGCGGGAUGCUGUCCACACUCGGCGAUCCGUUCACCAAGAUCAUCAGCCCCAAGGAAUAUCAGAGUUUCAGGAUUGGAAGCGAUGGGAGUGUCCAAGGGGUUGGGGUGUUCAUAAACAAGGAGCCUAGCUCUGGACGCUUGCUUGUUAUGGACUGCAUUGAAGGUGGCCCAGCAGAUCGAGCAGGCCUGCAUGGAGGCGAUGAACUAGUUGAGAUCGAUGGGAAGAGUGUUUCUGGGUUGGAUGGAGAAGCUGCAGCUCAGAGACUUAGAGGUCGUGUUGGAACAACUGUGAAAGUGAAAGUGUUGGAUGGCACUGAAAACGAAAGGAAUGGUAGGAUAAGACAAAAGGAGGUCCAGCUAUCUCGUGAGGUUAUCAAUCUUUCACCUCUAUCAACAGCAAUUAUCUCUCAUAGGUCGGACGAUGGCCGUGAGUGCAAAACUGGGUAUGUUAGGCUAGCUGCAUUCUCUCAGACUGCUGCAGCUGAAAUGGAAAGUGCCAUUAAGAAGAUGGAGGAUGAGGGUGUCCAGUCAUAUAUUUUAGAUCUGCGAAAUAAUCCUGGUGGUCUAGUAAAAGCAGGUCUUGACGUGGCUCAAAUGUGGUUGGAUGGAAAUGAAACUCUUGUCAACACUGUUGACCGUGAGGGAAAUGUCCUACCAAUAAAUAUGGCCCGGGGCCAUUCUUUAACACAUGAUCCCCUUGUCGUACUUGUCAAUGAAGGAAGUGCAAGUGCAAGUGAAAUCUUGGCAGGAGCAUUACAUGACAAUGGUCGUGCUAUUUUGGUCGGCCACAGAACUUUUGGAAAAGGAAAAAUACAGAGUGUGACUGAAUUGGAUGAUGGAUCUGCUCUGUUUAUCACGGUCGCAAAAUAUCUCUCUCCAGCACUGCAUGAAAUCGACCAAGUAGGCAUCCAACCUGACAUACAAUGCACCCCUGAAAUGUUAUCUUUGCCAAGAGCACCUUCGCUAAAAGAGGACGACAAAGCCACAAAUCUGGAGAUGGAUUCAUGUAUCAUGGUGGCAGAGCAAGCAUUGGAAAUUGAGAAAUCAAAGGGAUCUGCUUCGUAGGUACUUCUGUAAGCCAGAAUCCUUUGUAUGUCCACAUUUAGUUGGUCAGGUUCAUAGUGGCAUCUGCAGAUGAAAUUCAGCAUAGCUCCAUGUAUAAUAUUGUAAUCUACCGUAGGUUGUAUAGUUAGUAUAGGCUGUAAUGAUAAUAUAUAUAGGCUGAUAACUGUGAUGUUAGAUUGUAGGCAAAGAAGCACCAGAAAUUAGUUAUCUCGUCUUCAGGGGCCAAAUGCCCUUGUCAUUGAUUCGAGAUGUGUCAAUAGGAAUUUGUAAUUGUCACUUGUUAAUCAUUGCAUAUUGUCUACCAAUGCCAGUACAACAUAUUGCUUCAACAGUUAAUUGUAA